Messenger RNA from Clonostachys rhizophaga, 1197 nucleotides. Lineage: Eukaryota; Fungi; Ascomycota; Sordariomycetes; Hypocreales; Bionectriaceae. The record is from the annotation of a GenBank genome assembly.
AUGGCCGAGGCCCGAGAAGUGCUCUGGCCCAUUGGGAUUACCUUCCUCAUACUCAACAUCCUCGGGGUCGGGCUUCGAUUCUGGGCAAGGCAGACUAAGAAGGCUUUCGGUUACGAUGACGCCGCACUGGCGCUCUCGUUGGCGAUCAUGAGCCAGUUUACUUACCACGCGUUCCAGGUCGGAUUCAUUGUGUUUGUUGCAAUGGAAUUUGCUGCUCUCCACUAUGGUAUCGGAGCGCCUGCUGAAGAGGUGAAGCCGUAUCAUAAUCCGAUAAGUGCGGCAAAGUACUAUACGAUUGCCGCGAUUGUUUAUAUUUUGACGACUGGGGUUUCAAAAGUCGGUGUUGGCUUGGUUCUUCAUCGCUUGUCCUCAGGGGCUGAUAUGAGGGCGAUCCAAAUCGUCCUCGUUGUAGCGAUGAGUGUCAUGGGAAUUGUUGCGUUGGUCAUUGCUAUCAUCUUCGGCCUCCAGUGUCGGCCUUUGAGCGCAGCCUGGGGCGAGUCCGUGGGCACCUGUAUUGCGCCGACGAUAAUUGGACAGUCGGCGAUUGUCUUGUCUGCAUUUGAUGUGGCUGUUAGUUGGCUUUUUGCGACAAACGAUGGCCGAAACUUGAAAAUGGCUGAUAUCCUACAGUUGCUCCCUGUCUUCAUGCUUCGGAAGGCCCAGUUGAGGUGGAAGGUCAAGAUAACCAUCAUAGUUGUCCUUGGCUUGGGUGCAGUGUCCUCCGUCGCUACCAUCGUCCGACUCAAGUACGCUGUCCAAGCGGCUGACCUCACCGGCAAAGGCGGCGGCAUUGCAGGCGAACAGCUUCUCCAAAUCACACUCGAGGCAACCAUCUUCUCCAUGACCGAGAUCGGGCUGAGCAUCUUCGCCGCCACUCUCACGGCCCUCCGACCCCUCAUCAAGCGCCUGCCAUUCCUAAGCGACUUCAGCAGCGACGGACGAACACCUUCCAAGGGCCAGUCUGGGUCCCGUCCCAUCGCUAGUUCGAACCACAUUCGAGGGCCCAGCUACCGCCUCGACGACAUCCCCCCGUCCGACGGAGACAGCGAAGAAAACAUCAUUGCGCCUCGCGUCAUGAAUAUCAAAAAGAGCUCCCACGUCGAGGUAAACUACCAGAGGGACCCGAACCACCCGACGACAAGCGACUUCUACGCGAAGGAAACCCAAACAAAGCUUGGAUGGGACCGCCAGCAUUAG